GUCCUUUUCGCACAAGCAGCAUCUUAUGCAGUUUUGUCUAGACUUCGCAAUUUUAUUUUCGGUUAUUGAAUCAAUUAGAAAGACCCGACAGUGUAAAGCUCAUUUUCUAGUGUUUCAUUAGCACGCGAUCUAACAAAUCACUGAAAAUUCAGCGAUAGUAAAGUAUUACGUUAAUCUGAAAGCCAUCAAGUUCAAAUAAUUUGGAUAAAUUUAUUGGUGAAUCAACAGUCAUUUACAGAGAAACUGCACCUACCUUAGCGCGGUGUUGAUCGUUUUGUGUCGACUGGCAUUUGGCAUCUUCAAUCAACAGACAUACGAGGCCGCUUCGCGCGAGAGUACUUUUGUCCGGUUCGGUAAAGUGUGUUUUACGGCGUGAAUAGCAAUAUUUGAUUGUUUUCGGAGGCGUUUUGCGAUCACCAGCGCGGAGGUUUUCGAGUUAAAAUUUUAACUAUCUUAUCUCUGGCGGGUGCUCUAGUCUCUCGUCACGGAGGCGCACCGGUUUUCUUAGUGCGGCUUAAUGUCUAGUGGUGAAUUUCGUGACAGUUCCGCCGCCGAUCCCCCAGCCGCCAAAAAGCGGAAACUGCUUUCGUCGCCGUUGUCGACAUCCUCCACUGCAGCAAAAGCAGUAGUAGUCGAAAAGCAGCAGCAACAACACAAACUAGAAGAAGAAGACUCAGUAGCAGUUGUAAUGGCGACGGCAAACAACAAUGGAUCGGCACCGUUCGAAGGUUCUGCGGGCCAGGAUAUUGACGAGGGUCUGUAUUCGCGGCAGCUGUACGUGCUCGGGCACGAUGCGAUGCGUCGGAUGGCCCGUUCCGACGUGCUGAUCUCGGGCCUCGGCGGAUUAGGUGUGGAAAUCGCGAAAAACGUUAUUCUCGGUGGAGUGAAAUCUGUCACUUUGCAUGACAAAGCGCUUUGCUCGCUGGCGGAUCUCUCGUCGCAGUUCUACCUUUCGGAGGAUGAUAUCGGAAAGAACCGUGCCGAGGCAAGCUGUCGACAGUUGUCCGAGCUGAACAACUAUGUGCCUACCACAGCGUACACGGGAGAUCUCACCGAGGAGUUCCUCCGCAAAUUUCGUGUUGUGGUUCUCACGUUGACUUCCAACGCGGAGCAGCACAGGAUUGCGGAGAUUACCCAUCGGCAUAACAUUGCCCUUAUCACGGCGGACACCCGUGGCUUGUUUUCGCAAAUUUUCUGUGAUUUUGGACCGAAUUUCACAGUGUACGAUCCGACCGGAGCAAACCCAGGCUCCGCCAUGGUCGCAAGCAUCACCAAGGAUGUGGAAAGCAUUGUGACGUGUUUGGACGAAAAUCGCCACGGAUUUGAGGACGGAGAUUAUGUUACCUUCACAGAGGUGGAAGGUAUGAUCGAGCUCAAUGGAUGCAAUCCCAUCAAGAUCAAGGUUCUUGGCCCGUAUACUUUCAGCAUUGGGGACACCAGCAGCCUGAGUGACUAUGUUCGUGGUGGAAUCGUCACUCAGGUUAAGAUGCCCAAGCAGAUGGCAUUCAAAUCACUCACCGAGGCUGAAAACUCACCCGAAUUCAUCCUGUCGGACUUCUCUAAGUGGGAUCACCCACAGAACACUCAGAUCGCCUUCACCGUGCUCGGACGGUAUCUGGAGAAAAACGCUCGUUUACCACGUCCAUGGAAUGUGGAAGACGCUGCGGAAUUUGUUGAGCUAUGCAAGGAACGCGCCAAAGAACUCAAGCUGGAUGAUGUAAACGAAGGCAUGUUGUCUAAAUUCGCCAAGUUGUGCGCCGGAGAUAUUUGUCCGAUGAAUGGAACCGUUGGUGGCAUUACAGCGCAGGAAGUUAUGAAGGCUUGCACUGGUAAAUUUACACCCAUUUAUCAGUAUUUCUGCUUCGACGCUCUGGAGUGCUUGCAAGAGGGCGACUUGUCUGAAGAAGAAUGUCAGCCGAUUGGUUCUAGAUACGAUGGCCAAAUUGCUGUCUUUGGUCGUAAAUUCCAGGAAGUUCUCGGAAAAUUGAAAUACUUUAUCGUUGGCGCCGGUGCAAUCGGCUGCGAACUGCUGAAAAACUUUGCUAUGAUUGGUGUCGCUUCCAAAGAGGGCGGAGAAAUUAUUGUCACUGACAUGGAUCUGAUUGAGAAAAGUAAUUUGAAUAGGCAGUUUUUGUUCCGACCACAUGAUGUCCAACAGCCUAAGUCGGCUGUUGCCGCAAGGGCCGUCAAAGCCAUGAACGGGGACAUUAAUGUAACCUCUCACGAGAAUCGUGUCGGCGUCGAGACGGAAAAGAUUUACGACGAUACAUUUUUCGAGCGGCUGGAUGGUGUGGCCAACGCUUUGGACAAUAUCGAUGCUCGUAUAUACAUGGAUCGACGAUGUGUUUAUUAUAGGAAGCCGUUGCUCGAAUCGGGAACUCUUGGAACAAUGGGAAAUAUUCAGGUCGUUGUGCCGUUCCUCACGGAAUCAUACAGCUCAUCCCAAGACCCCCCGGAGAAAUCGAUCCCGAUUUGCACGUUGAAGAAUUUCCCUAACGCAAUUGAGCACACUCUCCAAUGGGCUCGCGAUAUGUUCGAGGGAAUCUUCAAGCAGUCGGCUGCCAACGCUGCCCAGUACAUAUCGGAUCCCACGUUUAUUGAGCGAACACUGAAACUACCCGGAGUGCAACCGUUGGAGGCGCUCGAGUCUGUUAAGACCGCCCUCAUCGACGAGCGACCCAAGAGCAUCGAAGACUGUAUCAAAUGGGCUCGAUUCCAUUUCCAGGAGCAGUAUUCUAAUCAGAUCCGCCAGCUGCUGUUCAAUUUUCCGCCAGAUCAGCAGACUUCGACCGGUCAACCAUUCUGGUCCGGCCCGAAACGAUGCCCUCAGGCAAUCACAUUCGAUGUGGAGAACACGCUGCAUCUCGAUUACAUAUUUGCGACGGCCAAUCUACGCGCUGCCGUGUAUGGCAUAAAGCAGCUGCGAGACCGCACAGCUGUUGCUCAGUUGGUUACACAGGUUCAGGUCCCAACAUUCGUGCCCAAGUCGGGUGUCAAGAUAGCUGUUACGGAUGCGGCUAUGCAAGCCGAAGCUAACGGUGCCAGCGGCGAGGAACUCGACCAGGAUCGCAUCACUCGACUCCAGAAGGAGCUGGCCUCCCUGGGUCGGCUGGAUUUCACCGUAACACCACUCGAGUUCGAGAAGGAUGAUGACAAUAAUCUGCACAUGGAUUUCAUCGUGGCGGCCUCGAAUUUGCGUGCAGCCAACUAUAAGAUUGCGCCAGCUGAUCGUCACAAGUCUAAGCUGAUUGCCGGAAAAAUUAUGCCCGCGAUCGCUACUACCACUUCGCUGGUAGCUGGCUGUGUUUCGCUCGAGCUGUACAAACUUGCUCAAGGAUUCAACACGCUGGAACGCUUCAAGAACGGUUUCCUCAACUUGGCGCUGCCUUUCUUCACCUUCUCGGAACCAAUCCAGGCUAAGAAACAGACCUACUACGACAAAGAUUGGACACUGUGGGAUCGCUUCGAGGUUCAGGGCGAGCUGACGCUAAAAGAAUUUUUGGAUUACUUCGAGCGCGAACACAAGCUGCAGAUUACGAUGCUCUCGCAGGGCGUUUGUAUGCUGUAUGCGUUCUUCAUGGCCAAGGACAAGAAGACGGAACGGCUGAGCCUGAGCAUGUCCGAAGUUGUGCGACGAGUCUCUAAAAAGAACAUCGAACCACAUGUUCGUGCGCUUGUGUUUGAAAUUUGCUGUAACGAUAUUGACGGCAAUGAUGUGGAAAUUCCCUAUGUGCGUUACAUACUACCCUAGAGUGAUUUUUAGAUUGACUAUCUAUCCUAGAGAAACAGACACACCCACACAACACCCUUUACACUCACACAUAUUUAUAAGAGAGCGUUUGUUACACUAACACUUCACCCUGCAUACCCAAGAGAUGUUUAGCGGAAACCGAAAACUGAAUAACAAUGAAAAUCGUUAUCGGCUUUCUUUUUGUAACAUUCGGAUAGGAAGGAAAAGUAUUCAAGUUGCUUUUAACCUUUUAUUUAUUGUCAUCGCGUCGUAAUAGUUUUUUUUCUUGGUCCUCCCAAUGAAACGCUCACGUAAAUUCCAAGCGUAAUCCGAGCCGAUAUCAGCUUAUACUUUAAAAAAAAUAGCGAGACAAGCACCUCUCCAUUCGUAAAAUUAUUUUGUGAAAUCCUUGUUUACGUUAUUUUUUCACUUAUGUCGCAACAUUCGUGUUCUCUUCAACAAACAUCUCGAUCAGCAUCCUGAAUGCAUACGUAUGUAUCUCAUCUUAGAACGUAACGCUGAAGGUAACAAAUAGUAAAGUAAUCGUCGUUCUUUUGUGAUUCCUGCAAUUCAGCCAUUUCUAUCGCAUUAACUGAAGGGAAAUUUAUGGAAGAGCGCAUUAACUUAAUCACGCGCCGCGAUCAGAGCGUUGUAUCGGCGGGUGCUAUAUAAUGAGUAAUAUUAAAACGGAACAGCAAAGUGAUUGUAUGUAAAGGAAAAGGCUUAGUGCGAAAGCCUUGAUGAAGAGGGCUGCUAAACUGUAAGAGACGAUUAAAUAAAUUCGCUAGAAAGAUAAAAAAAACUGAUGCAGAAAAAUAAACAAAACUUGCGCUGAAAAGUAAUUUCAAAUAUGUUGCUUAUUUAAAUUGAAGUGUUUCUAAUCGUAAUUGUCGUGUAACGAGAAAGUGCUAACAUUUGGGAAAAAUACACCCCUUAAUCAGAACAUCGGAUUAGCAUAUGUACUGUUGAGGUAUAUUUUGCCUCAAGCGAUAUAUUUUCAAUUUUGGGUCAGUCCAGCGUCCAGACAUGAAAUAUUUGUACAAUCGGAACGAACAGUAAUAAUGACAAUUAAAAACAAGCUGCAUGAUGAAAAAAAGGGGCUGCGGACGAUUAUAUCAAACGAUGGGUUAUUAAUUUUUACUGAACAAAGAGUAGUAAUUGAAGCUAUAGAAAAGCACGAAUAAAGAAUGAAAAGCAAACGAAGCAUUGUAUUUGAAAAUAAAUUAUGAUAAAGCAAUUGGAAAUUCACUGCAAAA
Toxorhynchites rutilus septentrionalis is the source of this 4986-nucleotide messenger RNA. It is a transcript of the gene Uba1, whose product is annotated as ubiquitin-like modifier-activating enzyme 1. Gene Ontology annotation, molecular function: SUMO activating enzyme activity. Gene Ontology annotation, cellular component: cytoplasm; SUMO activating enzyme complex. Gene Ontology annotation, biological process: protein sumoylation. The transcript is spliced from 7 exons. The record is from RefSeq and is a predicted model, not a curated record. NCBI's taxonomy places the organism in Eukaryota, Metazoa, Arthropoda, Insecta, Diptera, Culicidae. The coding region runs from base 518 to 3751 and encodes 1077 amino acids.